AUGCAAGUGCGCCGUCUACGAAAUGAUUCCUCUCAUGGAAUCAUAGGGCAAGUAAUCAACGUACCAGUAGACGUUCAAGAGAUGAUAAAAUGUUUGCCGCGUCAAUUAAAUGAGGACGACGUCAUUAACGUUAACUUCAGACAAAAUCUUGCCCAUAAAUCUGUCUACAUCAGCAGAUAUAUGUCCAAAAGUACAAUCAAAGCGUGGCUAGAUGUACUGCAAAAGUCUCCAUUAUAUCGUUUGUACGAAAUCAACGUAGAUUUGUCGAGGCUGAAUCCUACUGUGCCAUUACUGGAUGACAAACAGGAUGAUUUGUCUAACCGUAUAGAAACUAUCUCCGCUGAAAAUACACCUGAAUCUGAGAUUCUUGCUUCAAGGCAACAUACUAUGAUGUGGAACGAAGAAGAUUGUCUCCAUAUCGCACCAGGACAUCAGGCAAAACAUUUCGACAUCAUUAAUGACCGUCAUGCAGAAGAGUUGACGUUUCCAUCGAUAUACUUUGAAGAGCCACGUCGAUUUAACAUGAGCCUUUCAGUGACACAUUAUAUGAUGGCUAGCACUGAGAUACGACGACAAGACAGACGCGGAGCCACGCCUCAAAAAAUCUUGUACGUUGCAAUGAAGUUAAUGCGGCUGCGCAUGGUGGACAGAAUUUACAACACUUUCCGAAAUGUUUCGGUAACGGAGAAUGUUAUGCAACGUAUGUUAGAGGACACAGAAUUUCUCAAAAAAUAUGUCAUACAAAACCUCCCGUUUAUGAAGACUGUGCCAAACUCCGUCCAAUACUGGGAUUCUCGCAAACGAGAUCUCUUUGCCAUGAUUCGUCAACUUGGCAAGCCUACCAUCUGUGUCAGGAUACGUUUAAACGAAAUACGCUGGAUGAAACUGCUCACUAUACUUCUCAAACUGAGCAAUAAAUAUCCGGGGAAAACAGUAAGAGAUCUCAAUACUUCUCAGCGCUGUACCUUAGUGAGCGACGAUCCGGUUACGUGCUGCAUAUACUUCUACAAGCUCGUUGGUUCCCUAAUGAAAAUGCUGAAAUCCAAACAGUCAUACAAUCCAUUCGGCAAGUACUCCGUAAAAGAUUACUUCCUUCGUAUUGAGUUUCAUCAUGAUGGAAGUCAACACGCUCAUAUUUUACUGUGGCUGAACGACGACCCACUCGACAUCGUGUCGGAAAAUAUGCCAAGAACCAUCGAGCUCAUGGAAAAAUUAAGUUCCGUUGCCCGAGAUGAUGUGCCCAACGAUUCUAUCUACGCUAACCAGGUACACAAACAUACUUUCACCUGCACAAAAGGAGGCGAGACAACUUGCAGAUUCGGGAUCCCGUACUGGCCAAUGUCCACGAGCCGUGUAUUGGUUCCAAUGCCUCAAUCUGAUCGACGACGCCGAACACUACAACAGAAAGCCAAGAAGCUGCGAAAGUCUCUCGGUGAACGUCGAUACGCACGCAUGGAUGAUUUUCUUGAAGCUAAUAGUUUGACUUAUGCUUCAUACCUCGACAUUGUGCGUUCAACGUUACGCAGACCAACUCUGCUAUUCAGACGAAACUUUGAUGAACUUAUGACAAACACGUUCAAUCCGUAUCUUGCUGGCCAACUCAACUCUAACAUCGACAUUCAGUUCAUCUUGGAUGAGUAUAGCUGUGCAGAGUUUGUCGUAGAGUACGUAAAUAAAUCUGCCCGUGGAAUGAGUAACCUACGUUAUGAGCUUACCAAGAUGAUGCAAAAGCAUCCCGAACAGGACUACACAGGCCAAUUGAAAGCGUUAAGUAUCAAGCUGCUUAACGCAAUUGAGAUAUCAGCGCAAGAAGCAGCAUGGUAUCUUUUACGACAACCAAUGAGCGAGACAAGUCGUGAUGUUGUGUACAUUCCGACAGUGUGGCCGACAGAAAGACAACGCUGCCGCAAACGUCGUCAAAAAGUGGACCGCGAAAACAUCGAUGGAGACAGCACUAAUGUCUGGACCAAAAACAUAAUUCAGCUAUAUGAAGAACGACCUGCAUCUUUAGAAAAUGUAUAUUUGGCUGAGUUUGGUUCGUGGUAUGCUAACGCUAAUGAUUUCGUUGACGAGGAAGAUGAUGUGCCCGUGGGUGACGAUGAAGAUUCAGAAGGUAUACCUGAAGCGAGGACGUUGGGAGCACCAAAAGAAUAUCGCAGACGACUGACCAGACGUAUCAUACGUUACAAAGGCUACGAUAUUGAUGAAAAUGUCAAUUAUAAACGAGAGAUGGUUCUACUUUACGUCCAGUUCCGCAACGAAAUAUCAGAGAUUGUUGAUCAAAAUAAAUUUUUGCAACUAUUUGACGACAAUAAAGACACGAUUAUGGAACGCCGUAGCCUAUUCGAGACAAAAUUUAACAUUGAAAACGUCAUGAAAGAACUUCAAGCGUUGAUUAUUUUGAAAAACGAAGAUAAAAGUAAUUUGCAGGAACAAGCCGAGGUCUGA
Molecule: messenger RNA, 2448 nt
Organism: Pieris macdunnoughi
Lineage: Eukaryota; Metazoa; Arthropoda; Insecta; Lepidoptera; Pieridae
Source: the annotation of a GenBank genome assembly